This is a messenger RNA of Phycomyces blakesleeanus NRRL 1555(-), 1374 nucleotides long. RefSeq lists its product as hypothetical. The transcript is spliced from 2 exons. Gene Ontology annotation, cellular component: plasma membrane. Gene Ontology annotation, biological process: ammonium transmembrane transport. Bases 1 to 1374 code for a protein of 457 amino acids. Gene Ontology annotation, molecular function: ammonium channel activity. The record is from RefSeq and is a predicted model, not a curated record. Lineage: Eukaryota; Fungi; Mucoromycota; Mucoromycetes; Mucorales; Phycomycetaceae.
AUGGAUACACCAACACCAGAAUACUCUCCAGGAGACAUUGGAUGGAUCCUCACCUCUACAGCACUUGUAUGGCUCAUGAUACCCGGCGUUGGCUACUUUUACUCGGGAAUGGCCAGAUCAAAAAACGCACUCUCGCUUAUUGUCUGUUGCGUACUCUCUCUUGUAGUUGUCACUUGUCAGUGGUUUAUAUGGGGAUACAGUCUAACUUUUAGUAAAACCGGCUCUAUUUUCCUUGGAAAUCUUGACAACGCUUUCUUGCGUGGAGUAUUAGGAGAACCAUCUAUUGGAAGCAGUAAACUCCCUGAUCUUGUGUUCUGCAUAUAUCAAUGCAUGUUUGCAGCCCUUACACCUGCCCUUGCUAUCGGAUCUGCAGCUGAGCGCGGCCGUCUGUUACCAAUGGUUUUGUUUAUGUUUAUUUGGUCCACUGUUGUAUACGACCCCAUCGCUUACUGGACCUGGAAUCCCAAUGGUUGGAGUGCCAAACUUGGUGGCCUCGACUUUGCUGGUGGAACCCCUGUUCACAUUUCCAGUGGAUUUGCCAGUUUAGCCUAUGCUUUAGUCCUUGGAAAACGUCAGGGCCAUGGUCAUUCUAAUGACUUUAAGCCUCACAACAUGUCCAAUGUUGUGCUGGGUACUGCACUUCUGUGGUUCGGUUGGUUUGGAUUCAAUGGCGGCUCAGCUCUUUCUGGAAACCUCCGUGCCGCAAUGGCUUGUGUAGUCACAAACCUUGCUGCUGCUGUAGGUGCAAUUACCUGGAUGUGCAUCGACUAUCGUAUUGAGCGCAAAUUCUCUGCCCUCGGUUUCUGUUCAGGCGCUGUAGCUGGCUUGGUGGCCAUCACUCCUGCCUCUGGCUUUGUCGGUCCUGGACCAGCUGUUGCCAUUGGCUUUUUAGGGGCUGUUGCCUGCAAUUUGGCCGUUCACCUCAAACACUGGCUCAACUUUGACGAUGCUCUCGACGUAUUUGCUGUGCACGGCGUUGGUGGAUAUAUUGGCAGUCUCUUGACCGGCAUUUUCGCUGAAAAAUAUAUCGCUGCCUUGGACGGAGCAACUGAAAUCGAAGGUGGUUGGAUGAACCACAAUUGGAUCCAGUUUCCUCAUCAACUCGCAGAUGCUACUGCCGGUGCUGCAUGGUCUUUCUUCAUCACCUAUCUCAUCCUAAUCAUCAUGGACCGUAUUCCUGGUCUGUCUCUCCGCGUCGAUCUUGAAGGCGAAAUCCGCGGUCUGGAUGCUGCCGAAAUUGGGGAGAACGCCUACUACCAUGUGGACAAAAUCGUAGCUGUUGAUCCUGCCACGGGACAACAAAAGAUUGUCGCAGAACACAUCAGAGGAGUAAAUGACCUCAAUACUCCCCAAGGAGAUAUGCAAGAAAAGUAG